AGAUAUUUGGUCCCUUCCUCUGAGUCUGUGUGGCCUUCUGUCUUCUGCAGACCUGUCUCAACUAUGUUGUUAUUGAAGUUUCCCAUUAGAGAAUAAGCCACUGGCAUAGUCUGAAGAUAGAGGAUGUCAAAUGAGAGAGAUUUUCAUUUAAGCCAAAUGGAGGAGCAAGACGACUUACAAAGUCAACCUGCCAGUGAUAAAGAAGAAAUGACCAUUAAGCCAGAAGACUAUGUCUCUGCAGAGGUGGACGACAGCAGUCCCUCUUGCUCCUCUGCCAGUGGACUGUCUACUGCUCCAGAAAGGCAUCCAUUGGAGGGACCAAGGAGAGGGCUGGCCCUGCUGCAUAUCGACAGACAUCAGAUCCAAGCAGUGGAGCCCAGUGCACAAGCCCUUGAGCUUCACGGCUUGGGGGUUGACGUGUAUGACCAGGAUGUGCUGGAGCAGGGUGUGUUGCGGCAGGUAGAUGAUGCCAUCCAUGAGGCCAGCCAUGCGGCACAGCAUGCUGAUGCAGAGAAGGAGUAUCACUCGGUCUUGGAUGACCUCACGUCAUGUACAACAUCCCUCAGGCAAAUCAAUAAAAUUAUUGAACAACUUACCCCACAAGCUGCCACCAACAAAGACAUCAACAGGAAACUAGAUUCUGUAAAACGACAGAAGUAUAAUAAGGAGCAACAACUGAAGAAAAUCACAGCAAAACAAAAACGUCUCCAGGCCAUCCUUAAUGGUGCAGAGGUCAGACUUGAAAUGGAUCAUGCCAGUCUGGAAGUGGAGGACACAGAGCCUGGCCCUUCCUCUCUGGGCAGCAUGCUCAUGCCUGCUCAGGAGACUGCGUGGGAAGAGCUUAUCCGCACUGGCCAGAUGACACCUUUUGGUACCCGGAUUCCUCAGAAACAGGAGAAAAAGCCUAGAAAACUUAUGCUUGAUGAGGCAUCGGGCUUUGAGAAAUAUUUAGCGGAUCAAGCAAAACUGUCUUUUGAAAGGAAGAAGAAAGCUGGUGCUAAGAGAGUGGCCAAAAAAGCUCAGACCUCAGUCUCUUCGGAGCUGAAUCUGACACUCCGUGACACCAAACCAAAUCACAGAAACCAGAGUCUUUCCAAAAAGGACAAGCGCCUGAAAAAGCACCUCCAGAAACUGCAGAGGCGGGCUCUUCGCCUCCAGGGAAACAUAGGAUUGCCAAGGGGAAAGAAACCUUCAGAGAGUGAUAGAAAGCCAAAGGCUGAGGGAGACUCUGAGGGGGAAGAGUCUGAGUAUUUGCCCUCAGAGGAGGAGGAGGAGGAAGGGGAAGAGGAGCAAACAGGAGCCACACAGAUGGGAGAAGUCGGUGAACUCAGGUCUGUGCCCAAGUACCAGAAACAGCCAAAGAAAGUUACGGUACAAGAGCUUGACGAGGACUUUUUCCCAAGCUCUGAAGAUGAAGCUGAAACCACUGGAGGAGAAGGAGGAGGACGGAGCAGGAAAAUAGUGAGAUGCCGGGAUGAUGGAAAUGAAGAGUAUUUUAAGCAACGGUUAAGGAGGUGGAAUAAAUUGAGACUGCAAGACAAAGAAAAAAAUCUGAAGCUUGAAGAUGAUUCUGAGGAAAGUGAUGCCGAAUUUGAUGAAGGCUUCAAAAUGCCAGGUUUUCUGUUCAAAAAGCUCUUUAAGUACCAGCAGACAGGUGUUAGGUGGCUAUGGGAAUUGCACUGCCAGCAGGCAGGAGGAAUUCUGGGAGACGAAAUGGGAUUGGGUAAGACCAUCCAGAUAAUUGCCUUCUUGGCAGGUCUGAGCUACAGCAAGAUCAGGACUCGUGGUUCAAAUUACAGGUACGAAGGGUUGGGCCCUACCAUAAUAGUCUGCCCAGCAACAGUGAUGCAUCAGUGGGUAAAGGAAUUUCAUACAUGGUGGCCUCCUUUCAGAGUGGCAAUUCUACAUGAAACUGGUUCCUAUGCCCACAAAAAGGAGAAACUUGUUCGAGAAAUUGUUCAUUGUCAAGGAAUUUUGAUCACAUCUUACUCCUAUAUCCGACUGAUGCAGGAUCACAUCAGCCGGCACGACUGGCACUAUGUGAUCUUGGAUGAAGGGCACAAAAUUCGGAACCCCAAUGCUGCUGUCACCCUUGCUUGCAAACAAUUCCGCACACCCCAUCGCAUCAUCUUAUCUGGCUCACCAAUGCAGAAUAAUCUUCGAGAGUUGUGGUCACUCUUUGACUUUAUUUUCCCGGGAAAGCUUGGCACUCUGCCUGUGUUUAUGGAGCAGUUCUCGGUCCCCAUCACCAUGGGGGGAUACUCAAAUGCUUCCCCUGUCCAGGUUAAAACUGCAUAUAAGUGUGCGUGUGUCUUAAGAGAUACCAUAAAUCCAUACCUACUUCGGAGAAUGAAGUCGGAUGUCAAAAUGAGCCUUUCGUUGCCUGAUAAAAAUGAACAGGUCUUAUUUUGCCGUCUUACAGAUGAGCAACAUAAAGUCUACCAGAAUUUCAUUGACUCCAAAGAAGUUUACAGAAUCCUCAAUGGAGAAAUGCAGGUUUUCUCUGGGCUUAUUGCCCUGAGAAAAAUCUGCAACCAUCCUGAUCUCUUCUCUGGAGGUCCCAAGAAUCUCGGAGGUGUUCCAGAUGAUGAAAUAGAGGAAGAACAGUUUGGAUACUGGAAACGUUCUGGGAAAAUGAUAGUUGUUGAGUCUCUGUUGAAAAUAUGGCACAAGCAGGGCCAGCGAGUAUUGCUGUUUUCUCAGUCAAGACAGAUGUUGAACAUACUUGAAGUAUUCCUUAGAGCCCAAAACUAUUCCUAUCUCAAGAUGGAUGGUACCACUACAAUUGCAUCAAGACAGCCACUGAUUACAAGAUAUAAUGAGGACACAUCCAUUUUUGUGUUUCUGCUGACCACUCGAGUGGGUGGCUUAGGUGUCAACCUGACGGGGGCCAACAGAGUUAUCAUCUAUGACCCCGACUGGAACCCAAGCACAGACACACAGGCCCGGGAGCGUGCAUGGAGGAUAGGACAGAAAAAGCAAGUCACGGUGUAUAGGCUGCUGACUGCAGGCACCAUUGAAGAGAAGAUUUAUCACCGACAAAUCUUCAAACAGUUUUUGACAAACAGAGUGCUAAAAGAUCCUAAGCAAAGGAGAUUUUUCAAAUCUAAUGAUCUUUAUGAGCUAUUUACUCUGACUAGUCCUGGCGUUUCCCAGAGCACUGAAACAAGUGCUAUUUUUGCAGGAACUGGUUCAGAUGUUCAGACACCCAAACGCCAUUUAAAAAGAAAACUUCAAGCAACAUGUGAAACAAACCAUGAUAAACAGCAAAAGUUUCCUGGUUCUAGCACGUCUACAAAUGAUACCACAUCAACUAAAGAAAUAUCUGCAGCUGUAGGAGUUAAUGUAAAUGCAGAGACUUCAGAUCAAGGGGAUCCUUGGAAAGAUGCCCCAGAAACAUCUAGUACUCUCACAAACAGUGACAGACUUGGAGAAAAGGUGAAUGCAGUGUCUAAACAGGAGGAGUCAUCAGAGCUGAAUUCAGCUUAUCUAAGAAUCAGUAAAGUACCUUGUGCAGAAGGCCUUGAUGAGAAGGAGGGUCUUUCCGAUAAGAAAGAAAACUGUCAGAUCGAAACAGAACCACUUUGUAAGAAUGACCAAGUGGAAAAUAAUUUUUGUAAGCGCAAGUCAAAAACCAAACAUAAUGCAGCAGAAGAAGCGACCCUGGAGAAACACCUGGCACCAAAGCAGAAGUCCAAGAGCUCUAAGCAUCACAGAGAUGCUAAAUUUGAAGGUACUAGAGUCCCACACUUAGUGAAGAAACGGCAGUACCAGAAGGAAGACAAUGAAGAUGCAAGCGAGACAAAGGAAAAGAGCAAUGAUGAUUAUGUUUUGGAAAAGCUUUUCAAAAAGUCAGGUGUACACAGUGUCAUGAAGCAUGAUGCCAUCAUGGAUGGAGCCAGUCCUGAUUAUGUGCUGGUGGAGGCAGAGGCCAACCGUGUGGCUCAGGAUGCCUUGAAAGCACUGAGGCUCUCUCGUCAGAGAUGUCUAGGAGCCUUGUCUGGUGUUCCUACCUGGACAGGUCACAGAGGGAGUUCUGGUGCACCAACAGGAGUGAAGAGUAGAUUUGGUCAGAAAAAGAAUUCCAGGUUUUCUCUGCCACAUCCUUCUUCAACAUCUUCAAAGGAAAAAAGCCAGGACAGCCUCAUGAAAAAAGAUGGAAAAGAUCGUAUUUCUGAGCAUUUUAGUGGAAAAGAGGAAAAUGCAGAAUCUUCAUCUAGGGCCCUCUCAUCCUCCUCCUUGUUGGCGAAGAUGAGAGCUAGAAACCACUUGAUUUUGCCAGAGCGGUUAGAAAGCGAAAAUGUGCAUCUUCAGGAAACCUCGGUCCCACCAUCAUCUUCCACCGAACAUGAUGACCUUCUGGUAGAAAUGAGAAACUUCAUUGCUUUCCAGGCCCAGGUCGAUGGCCAGGCCACCACGCAGGAGAUUUUGCAAGCAUUUGAGUCCAAGUUAUCAGCCUCCCAGUCCUGUGUCUUUAGAGAACUAUUAAGAAAUCUGUGUACUUUUCGUAGAACUUUGAGUGGUGAAGGAAUUUGGAAACUCAAGUCAGAGUACUGCUGAUCAUCAUUACUUUUUAAACUUGAGUUGACUUUCUCAUGGAGUUUCCAGAUUGGUACUUUAGGGUUGAAUAAUUAAAUCACCGUGAUGACCCUCUGAUCAGUCAUAUCACACAGCGGAUGGAAGAGGGCUGCAAUUGAUGUUUACUCUGAAUAUCUACCUCAUAAUGGAAGUUGCAGGGAGGAGGAAAAUCUUUCCUGAAAUGAAAAAUUUUAUAAUGCUAAAUUAACUGAAAAAGAAAAUAUUUAGGCUUAUUCCCCCCCCCCCCCCAUUGAAUUAUGUUGUGAAAUCAGGGACCUAACCAUUCAUUUUAGAAUACACUUGUUCCUUUACCCACA
Messenger RNA from Suncus etruscus (white-toothed pygmy shrew), 4895 nucleotides. RefSeq names its product ERCC excision repair 6, chromatin remodeling factor (gene ERCC6). The transcript is spliced from 21 exons. Gene Ontology annotation, cellular component: nucleus. The record is from RefSeq and is a predicted model, not a curated record. Gene Ontology annotation, molecular function: ATP-dependent chromatin remodeler activity; ATP binding. Bases 124 to 4560 code for a protein of 1478 amino acids. Gene Ontology annotation, biological process: transcription-coupled nucleotide-excision repair. Lineage: Eukaryota; Metazoa; Chordata; Mammalia; Eulipotyphla; Soricidae.